Brassica napus (rape) is the source of this 1495-nucleotide messenger RNA. RefSeq lists its product as uncharacterized. Gene Ontology annotation, cellular component: mitochondrial matrix. Lineage: Eukaryota; Viridiplantae; Streptophyta; Magnoliopsida; Brassicales; Brassicaceae. Bases 608 to 1387 code for a protein of 259 amino acids. The record is from RefSeq and is a predicted model, not a curated record. The transcript has 3 exons.
UGCCAACAAGAUAAGUGAUAUUGAUGACAUACUGACCAAUCACAGAAAGAAGCAGCCAUAUAUGGCUAAUAUGUGAUCGGAUAAUUGGUCACCUUAUGGUGUAUAUAUAUAUAUACACUCUCAGAUAGAAGUAAUAUAGUCAAAAACAUAUAUAGUUAAUGAUCCAUAACCAAAACUGGGUUUAAUCCUGUUUCAGUGUUGAAACGAAUCACCAACAACAUUGCUAUAGGUGAGCUCACUGACCAUUCACACAAACAAAAGCCAUAAGGCUAACAUGUGAUUGGCUAAUUAGCCACCAUAAAACAGAGUUUAUAAAAAAGGCAAAACUACUGAUUACUAUCACUAAUCCUAAAAAGGUUUGGAAUAAUACAUUACAUUAGCCAUAUCUCCAGCUAAUAGUAUCCAUCGCUACUUUCUUCUGAACUUUAAAAAAAGACUACAACUGAAGAAGAAGAGGCAAACUAGGGUUUCAGAUUAUGUUAAAUGGUCUCCCAACUAUUUAACCUGAAAUAUCGUAAUGGGCUAAUCGGCCCGAUAUGGGCCCGUAUUUUGGAAAAUUAAAUCCAUUAAAGCCUUUCUCUCUUCAGUUCAAAGCUCCGACAUAAAAAUGGCGACUUUGGUACGUCGGACAGCCUCGCGGCUUGUCGGAAGCUGCUUCAAAAAUAGCUUUCCCGUUAACCCAUCUCUUGACCAGUCUUGUUACGCUCUUGGCAGCUUGCGAUAUCUGACGCCGUCCAUUUCUCGUGAUAAUCCCUUCACUACAUCUGCCAGAAAGAGAGCUUCCUCAACUGAUUCACUUCUACGAGUGAUCGAAACCGAGAUUGGAUUCGCCGAGCAAGCUGACGAUUACGAUCGAGUUGAAGAAACUCCAAGUGGUUUCCGUUUCAAAAUGGAAGAAAAACCAGGAACUAAGAUCGUGACAUUGACUAGAGACUACCAAGGAGAGAGUGUUGUAGUUGAAGUGCACAUGACUAAUCUUGUGACAGGUGAUAAAGGAGAUGACGAGGAAGAGAGUGAUGAAGAAGAGGAAGAAGAACAUGAGGAUAAGCCAGAGAAGCCUAAGCAAUCUAAUGUGCCUCUUUUAGUAACACUCUCCAAGAAGACAGGACCAAGUUUGGAGUUCAGAUGUACUGCUUUUCCUGACAAGAUUGUGAUCAAGGACAUGUGGUUUACGUUUCCUGAUGAUCCUUCCAAAGAUGAGCUUGCAUAUGAAGGCCCUUCCUUCCGGGUUUGGGAUGAAAAGCUGAGAACGGCUUUCCAUAGGUACAACGAGAUUAGAGGGAUAGCGCCGAGCAUGAUUAACUUCUUGCACGAGUAUAUGAUCAACAAAGAUAGUAAAGAGCACUUAUUGUGGUUGAAAACGCUCAAGAACUUCGUCAAGUGUUGAGGAAAACCAGAACACUUUUUUUUUUUCAGUUUUCAGAUGCUCUGUUUUUCCAAUUUUGUACUUUCUGUUUGGAUCUAUUUUAUAUAAUAAAAUGAGUUUGAAAUCAAA